AUGAAGAACCAAGACAAAAAGAAUGGGGCCGCCAAGCCAUCAGGCAACACUUCCAACCCUAAAAGCAACCCGGGGCAAGGGGGAGCGGGACCAGAGGGAGUCCAGGCCGCAGCACAAGCUGAAGGUUCCGCCAGCCAGACUCCCAGGAAGACGGAGGGAGCACAAGCCAAAACCUCUCAGUCUGGAGCCCUCCGUGAUGUCUCUGAGGAGCUGAGCCGCCAGUUGGAAGACAUCCUGAGCACAUACUGUGUGGACAACAGUCAGGGGGGCCCCGCCGAGGAUGGUGCACAUGGUGAGCCUGCCGAACCUGAAGAUGCGGAGAAGUCCCGGACCUAUGCCUCCAGGAACGGGGAGCCUGAGCCAGGGAUCCCAGUAGUCAACGGUGAGAAGACCUCCAAGGGGGAGCCAGGCACAGACGAGAUCCGGGCAAGUGAUGAGGUGGGAGACCGAGACCACCGAAGGCCACAGGAGAAGAAGAAAGCCAAGGGUCUGGGAAAGGAGAUUACAUUACUGAUGCAGACAUUGAACACACUGAGUACCCCCGAGGAGAAGCUGGCAGCUCUGUGCAAGAAGUAUGCUGAACUGCUGGAGGAGCACCGGAACUCCCAGAAGCAGAUGAAGCUCCUGCAGAAGAAGCAGAGCCAGCUGGUGCAGGAGAAGGAUCACCUGCGUGGUGAGCACAGCAAGGCCAUCUUGGCCCGCAGCAAGCUCGAGAGCCUGUGCCGCGAGUUGCAGCGCCACAACCGCUCCCUCAAGGAAGAAGGCGUGCAGCGGGCCCGGGAAGAGGAGGAGAAACGCAAGGAGGUGACCUCGCACUUCCAGGUGACGCUGAAUGACAUUCAGCUACAGAUGGAGCAGCAUAAUGAGCGCAAUUCCAAGCUGCGCCAGGAGAACAUGGAGCUGGCUGAGAGGCUCAAGAAGCUGAUUGAGCAGUAUGAGCUGCGAGAGGAGCAUAUCGACAAAGUCUUCAAGCACAAGGACCUGCAGCAGCAGCUGGUGGACGCCAAGCUCCAGCAGGCCCAGGAGAUGCUGAAGGAGGCCGAGGAGAGACACCAGCGGGAGAAGGAUUUUCUCCUCAAAGAGGCGGUGGAGUCCCAGAGGAUGUGUGAGCUGAUGAAGCAGCAGGAGACCCACCUGAAGCAGCAGCUUGCCCUAUACACGGAGAAGUUCGAGGAGUUCCAGAACACUCUUUCCAAAAGCAGUGAGGUGUUCACCACGUUCAAACAGGAGAUGGAAAAGAUGACUAAGAAGAUCAAGAAGCUGGAGAAAGAAACCACCAUGUACCGGUCCCGGUGGGAGAGCAGCAACAAGGCCCUGCUGGAGAUGGCUGAGGAGAAAACCCUCCGGGACAAAGAGCUGGAGGGCCUGCAGGUGAAAAUCCAGCGGCUGGAGAAGCUGUGCCGGGCGCUGCAGACAGAGCGCAACGAUCUGAACAAGAGGGUGCAGGACCUGAGUGCCGGUGGCCAGGGCCCCCUCACUGACAGCGGCCCUGAGCAAAGGCCAGAGGCUGCCACCGCCUCCAAAGAGCAGGGUGGCGGGGCGCCCGGGGCCCAAGCACCCAGCUCUGUAGGAACCACAGAAGCUCCCUGCUGCCCUGGAGCACCGAGCACAGAAGCAUCAGGCCAAACGGGGCCCCGGGAGCCCACCUCCACCACCGCCUAG
Pipistrellus nathusii (Nathusius's pipistrelle) is the source of this 1662-nucleotide messenger RNA. Lineage: Eukaryota; Metazoa; Chordata; Mammalia; Chiroptera; Vespertilionidae. The record is from the annotation of a GenBank genome assembly.